Paramacrobiotus metropolitanus is the source of this 2107-nucleotide messenger RNA. RefSeq lists its product as uncharacterized. The coding region runs from base 201 to 1526 and encodes 441 amino acids. The transcript has 3 exons. Gene Ontology annotation, molecular function: protein binding. Lineage: Eukaryota; Metazoa; Tardigrada; Eutardigrada; Parachela; Macrobiotidae. The record is from RefSeq and is a predicted model, not a curated record.
GCAUCAGGUUUAAACUGCUUUCAGUGUUUACUCUCGGUACGCUUUUUGGAAAACAGUUGUGUUCAGUAUUCUGUUUAAAAACUUUUGAAGUAAUCAGGCGUUUCGUUUGUAAGGUCGCUUAAAAUUAGCGUUACCCCAAAAGCUCACAGCAAUCUCUACCGGAGAGCCUGACAAGCCAUUAUACACAUUAUACGAUCACGAUGUUUGUUUACAAUGAGGCGGAGCGCUGGCGGUCGCUCUACGCGUGGAACGCCGUGGAGGUCCUCGUGGACGGUGUGAUGCAGCUGGGCAAAGUAGUCAACUUAGCAGAGAAGGGUCUGAUCGUUGAUUUCGGCUGUGCUGGACAGCGCUCCCAGUUCGUCGAAUACCAUACCGUCUUCCAAUCGCAGAGACUCUUGACUUCUGGAGGCGCGCAUGUGAAUCCUGGUGUGCAGGUCCUCCUGCGCGCUGGCCGCGAUUGUCCCUGGGCAUGGUAUUCCGGGAAGGCGCUGUCCCUUGGCACUGACAGUGAAGGCUAUUUGGCAGGUCUGGUCGUCGUGGAGGUGCAGUUGCCCCACGGCAUCGUCAAGGAGCUCCUACCCAUGAAUCAGGGGCGCCGACCGCUUUCGGAAUCCGAUUUGGCACUGUUGAGCGUGCGGGACGGAGGCUUUGUUAUCCGUGAAUGUUCCUUGCCGGCGACAUACUCAGGCGGAUUUCAGCCACCCUUCGAGAUUCACCCCAUCAGGCUUCCUCGAACGCGGAGAGUUUUGUGCACGGCGGUGCUCGGCGAUAGGCUGUUGUACUUGCAGCAUGGUGUUGACCGUCCGCUGCAGCCUGAAGAGCUGGAAGAGUUGUACAAUCGAAUGAAGAAAAACGGCGACAUCCCAGAAAACUUGAUCUUUUCGACCCAGAUUACAGUUAAGGGACAAGACAGACACCGUCAAGCCAAGGCCAGCUGUCAGCUAUUCCAGUUCUUGCCCAGCGAGCUGUUAAGGGAAGUCUUCCAGUCCAUGGAUAGCAUCAACCGCAUCCGUUGUCGCCGCGUCUGCGCCCUGUGGAAUACGGUCCUCACCACGGACGCCAACUUGCCCGAUGUGCGGGUCUCCGGGCGAAAAGAGGACUCUCCGUCGUCCCGUAUGCCGCCGUUAUUCUGGGCCCUCAACUGCCUACUUCACUGCGUCAGUGGUCGCGCGAAGUGGAUCGUUCUAGCUAACAUGGAGAUGAGCGAAUGCGACCAGGCUGACACGUUGAUUCGCUACAGCGCCGGCCGCAUCCAGACGCUGGUGUUUAACCGGUGUUCGUGGAUUGGCAAUGCCUGGUCCAGUUCUUUGGGGACCAUCAUGGAAUGUCUGCGGCGGGUGUGCGGCACCGCGGAGCGCGCGGUGUGGAAACAGUGUCACAUCGGGGAGCGGCGCCUGACUGCCGUCGUGCCGCAGCACUCGAUCGUCUGUCUACCCGACGAGAGGCUUUUAGAGCAGCUGCGGGAUAUGUUCGAAAAGCAUCUGGUUGUGAAGGAACCGGUAGAUCGGGCGCUCGUGCCCGAAUGAAUUGCCCUCUCGGUUCAGCAUAAUUAAUCGGACCAGCUGUGGCAUUCGCUGUACUACUACCAGACCGAGGAUCCACGCAGCUCAACGCAUUAUCGUGGCCAUCAGUGGAUAUCGUCCCACAUCCGCGAUGUGGAUGCGAACAAAACUGACCAUAAUCACCGCAGCGGCCCUGUUUGAGGGGCUGAAGGAAGCGCGCUGGUUGAAGCAGUAUCGUCAGUCGUAAUUAUUCUUUUUGAUUCCGUUAAGCUAUGCAGGCUUGUAUCCGGCAUUCUCGUUAACUCGGAUGAUGGGAUAUUUCACAUAUUUGCUUUUGUACUCAGUAACAAUUUGUAGUAGUUUUUGGAUAACAGGUUUAAUUAGCGGCAUUGGAAAACUGAUUUUUAUUCCAGUCGUAUGUUGUACAAUUCUCUUGAGUACUUGUACAUUUGCUGCUGCUUUCGGUAUUUACACCCCGUUCACGCCAAGUCCGACCUGCUGCGUUUUGAUUUUUUUCUAAGUGUGUGCACUAUUUAUCCUGAAUCAUUUUCUUGUUUUUGGUAGAACUUCUUCUUGCGCAUCUUAUGAGUAUAAAAGCUUCAGUU